GCUCUGUUUGACCUUGCCCUGCGUGUGCCCGUUUAGACCCUUGAUUAGGCCCACCUACGUUGGGAAUGAGCGAUCUGAUCACGCCUUCAGAUUCCACUCAAGUGAACAGGAAGGCACUUGAGCCACAAGCACGUGCCCGCCGCUGUCUCUUUCAGCGGCACCACCUGUCACCUUCACUCACGCUGCCGCUUCUCUAUCUAUAUAAAGACAACCCUCGCCCCAAACACUCCCAGUGCCUCACACCAGUCCCGAUACCCACUCCAUCAGAGACUAUCCGAUACACCAAUCCGACACCCACUUUAGCAAAGACCCUGCUUUCCGCCAAUCCAACAAGAUGGCUCGUCUUUACUUCUACCUUCUCUCCUUCCUCGCUGUGGUGACUACCGUCACGGCCCUCCCACAGCGCCCGCUCAUCGACAGCAUCGAUGCCCGUGAUCCUCAGCGCCCGCUCAUUGACGAGCUCGACACCCGCGACCCUCAGCAUCCUCUCAUGGACUCAAUCGACAAGCGAGACCCUCAGCGUCCACUUAUCGACUCAAUCGACCGCCGCACCGCCAAUGAAGCUGUCGUCGCUGACGGAAUUAGCAAGGCUUGCGGUAUCGCCUACUUGACCACCACGCCCGAUAGCUACGUCUUCCUGGUUGCGAACACAUGCGGCUUGGUUCACCCGGAUGUCGGUGUGACGUCCUACCGGGCGGUGAAUGAAGACUGCAAAACCUGCUGGUUCUUCGAGAACGCUGGUUGCACGGGCGGUAUCGCCUGGCAUGGACUGAUUGCUCCCAAGGAGGAAAUCUCUUUCCCUCCUGCCCGCAGCUAUAUUUGCCGGGUUUGA
Molecule: messenger RNA, 832 nt
Organism: Paraphaeosphaeria sporulosa
Lineage: Eukaryota; Fungi; Ascomycota; Dothideomycetes; Pleosporales; Didymosphaeriaceae
Exons: 2
Coding region: 335-832 (165 amino acids)
Source: RefSeq, a predicted model, not a curated record